AUGGCGCACCAAAUGCUGGUUCCGUCCGUGAACUGUUCGCUGGACGAUAUCGAUCUGAACGCACUGAAGGACCCGGCAGGAAUUUUUGAGCUGAUCGAAGUCGUCGGAAAUGGAACAUACGGACAAGUGUACAAGGGUCGCCACACAAAGACUGGACAACUUGCUGCCAUUAAGGUGAUGGACGUCACCGAGGAGGAGGAGGAAGAAAUAAAGCUGGAGAUCAACGUAUUAAAGAAAUAUUCCAACCAUCGCAACAUUGCCACAUACUAUGGUGCAUUUAUCAAAAAGACGCCCGCCGGCAAGGACGACCAGCUGUGGCUGGUGAUGGAGUACUGCGGGGCCGGUUCCGUCACUGAUCUGGUCAAGUCGACCAAAGGCCAGAGCCUGAAGGAGGAGUGGAUCGCGUACAUCUGUCGCGAGAUCCUCCGUGGGUUGAGCUAUCUACACACGAACAAGGUGAUACACCGAGAUAUCAAGGGCCAGAACGUGCUGCUGACGGAUAACGCCGAAGUGAAGCUGGUCGACUUUGGUGUAUCGGCACAGCUCGACAAAACCAUCGGUCGGCGGAACACCUUCAUCGGUACACCCUACUGGAUGGCACCGGAAGUCAUAGCUUGUGAUGAAAACCGGGACGCUACGUACGAUAACCGGUCCGAUCUCUGGUCACUAGGUAUUACCGCGCUGGAAAUGGCAGAAUCACAGCCACCGCUCUGUGACCUUCAUCCCAUGCGCGCACUGUUUCUAAUUCCGCGAAAUCCUCCCCCACGUAUGAAGUCGAAGAAAUGGUCAAAGAAGUUCCACAGCUUCAUCGACACGGUGCUAGUGAAAGACUACCAUCAACGGCCUUACACAGAGCAGUUACUGAAGCACCCUUUCAUCAAAGAGCAACCAACAGAAAGACAAGUUAGAAUACAGCUUAAAGAUCAUAUCGAUAGGUGUAAGAAGCGUAAGCAGGAGAAGGAACGCGACGACUAUCGCUACUCCGGAUCGGAGAACGACGAUGAUGACGGACAAACUGCUGGCGAACCUUCGUCGAUCAUUCAGGCACCAGGCAACGAUACUCUGCGACGUACAUUCCACCAGAUACAGGAAGGACGAAUGCAGAACGCCGAACAGCAGCAGCCACCGAAUCGGAAUCAGAAACCACCACCUCGUGAUGAUCGGAGUAAACCACAGCCGGUCGAGGAACCAGGACCGCCAUCGAGACCGCAGCUACCGCAACGUUUGAUAGUGGUUCCGGAUCCACCGGCCAACAGCAACGCGAACCGGCCACUGCCACCGACACCGCGCAGUGGCAGCGGUUCCUCCUCGCAACCGCAACAGCCAUCGUCUCAGACGCCGCAACAGCCGGCACGCAAUCAGCAGAACUUCUUCAAACCGGUGCUUCCACCGAGGCGACCUGAGGAAUUGGACAUGUUGGCCGCACAACUAAAUGAACUGGGCGUCUCCUCCUCCCCGCAGCAGUCGCAGCAAGCGCAACCGGAAGCGCCUCCGCGGAACAAUCGGCCCCAGCCUGGACCGCCGGUACCCGGCCAGCAGCAACAGCAGGUCAGUGGAGGUGCCAGCGGUGGCGGGAAGGCUCCCGCCAUUGCACCGAAUGGCAACAAUAAUAGCAGCAAUGGCGGCGGUGGUAGCAGCGGCAACAUCAAUAACAAUAAUCAUCAUCCGCAACCGAUCAAUCCGCUCGAUCCCAUCGAGAGCUCCGACUCGGACUCGGAACCGGAAGAACCGAACGGCCGAACACGAAACGACGGCACGCUUUUGGCCAGCGAUCCCCCGAUGCCACUUCCCGAAUUUUCCUAUAGGACGGGCGGUUUGGGAGUGCUCGCCGAGUCCGACCAGAACAAUCAGUCCUCGUCGAGUACACCGGCUGGCGGAGGCGGCAGCGGAGCCAGUGUCCUGUCGCCCCCGAGCGGUGGCGGCGGCGGCGGUGGUGGACCUCCGAACCGACCGCUACCACCAACGCCCGACGAUGAUGACGCGCAAGGCGACGGGACGCUCAUCAAGCGGAAUUUCGACAAUAAGUCAUCUUCGUCCAUUGGAACGUCCAACACGUCGUCGUCCGCCUCGACCGGUUCGACGACGCACUCCGAGAGUGACGAAGCCGUCCUACUGCGCGAUUGGGACUUUGAGCGAUUUUUCCCGUCGAACGAGCGCCCGAAGCCAUCCCAGCGUCACUCGAUGUCGGAUAAGACGUCCUCGUCCUCGUCCAACUCGCCCGCUGACUCGAACGGGCGCCUCCGUCCAAACGCGAUCGACAACAAAACCCGCAAGGAGCUUGCCAACUCUACUGCUUCCUGCGCGAUCAAGAAACCCUACCCGAGCCACCACAACAACCUCGCGUACGCCGAGAAACGUAAGGUGGAAGAGAUGAACAACAAGAUACGGCUUGAAGAGCACGUCAAGAGCGAAAUAUUUGCCCGUCAGCGGUUGCAGUACGAUAAGGCCUCGUCACCUUCGCGAGGCUCGUCAGGAGGACAGUCGUCCCAGCAUCAGCAGGCACCUAAACGCCAGGAGUCGUCGGACUCGAAGCUCCCGCUAAACUUUGCCCGUGCCUUCCGGCGAGAGAAUUCGGACUUUUUCCCAUUGUCUAAGCGCCACUCGGCGAUCCUGGGUGAGACUGCCGCCGACAACAAAUCGAUGGCGUCGUCCCAGCAUCAGCCCCAGCAGCAACAGCAGCGCUCCAGUGCCAUCUUUGCGCGCAGCAGCCGCAAUAAGUUCGAGCCCAUUCUGACCAACUUUUCGCUCAACAAUCCGUCCGGCAGCGAUGACGAGCGACGCUCGUCCUGCGCAACUCCGCCCCAGCUGGGUCAAGGCGUUGCAAGCGGAAGCCGGGAAAGUUCCGGCACACCAUCACCCGGUGCAACCGAGAGAAGUGACCGCCGGCAGAGUCCUUUGGCUAGCUCGUCACAGGUGACCACGCGCAACAUGGACUUCUUGCGUCCGCGUCGCGAAAAAACCGAAUCUGUUAUCUUCGUUCGUAAUCCACCCAACCGGCAGCAGCCCUCCGCGCUGCUGUUUGAGGGUCAACAGAAGAAUCGUUCUGGUGAGAACAGCAGCCUUGGCACGCCGGGACAGCGGACGAGCAGCGUCCUGCCGGAUCUACUUAGUCAAGCUUCGCCGGCGACGCCACCGAGACAUGACAAAUCCGCCAGCGAAGAGUACCGGGCAGCCGUCAGUUCCACCUUACAGUCGACCAUCGUUGCCAGCAGCAUGCAUUCCAAACCAUUUCUCCCCGCUCCGAACAGUACCAACGCCAACAUCAUCACCAACAACAACCACCACGGUGGCAGUUCCAGCUCUAACGCUGCUGUUCCCGUCGGUCCCAGUCUGGGGGGCAAAGGCAAUGCCUCGCCCCACUCGACAGUGUCGAACUCGUCGUCCUCUCGCAACAACAGUCCCAACCACUCGAUUAACACUAGACUCCUAAGCAAUAGUAGUAACAGUAGUAGUAGCGCCGUCGUCGUCAAUCAUAAGCAGUUCAAUAACAAUCAUUUACUACCUCCUCCCUACCACCAACAAUACCUUCACCAUCAAUUGCCACACCACCAUGUGCACCACGCGUUGUCCCCGACGUUGCCGUCCUCCGUCUCACCGAUGGCCACGAUGCCUGUGCAUCUGCUUUCCGGUGCCAACGCGAACACGACCAACCAACACCAACCGCUGGUUGGUUCGAACCACCUGCAACAACCGCUACCGGUGUCGCCGUUUUCGUUGGCCCUGCAACAGAAGCAACGGAGCUUCCUGACGUUCGGUUUUGGUGCCCAAUCGGGUGGUUCGGCCGCGUCCCGUCGCGAGAGCCACGUGAACGUGAACGUGACGCCGACUUCACAUGAUGCCACCAGCGAUACGCCCGAGAUUCGAAAGUACAAGAAGCGCUUCAACUCGGAGAUCCUGUGCGCUGCCCUGUGGGGCGUCAACCUGCUCAUCGGCACGGAGAACGGGCUGAUGUUGCUCGAUCGCUCCGGACAGGGCAAGGUCUACCAGCUGAUAUCCCGUCGGCGGUUCCAGCAGAUGGAGGUGCUUGAGGGGCAAAACAUUCUGGUGACCAUCUCGGGCAAGAAGAAUCGUGUCCGCGUGUAUUACUUGUCCUGGUUGAAGUCGAAGAUAUUGCGCACAGACGGGCUGACGGAUCAACAAGUUGAACGCCGCAAUGGUUGGAUCAACGUCGGCGAUCUGCAGGGUGCCGUGCACUUUAAGAUCGUCAAGUACGAGCGGAUCAAAUUCCUUGUGAUCGCCCUGAAGGACUCGAUCGAAAUCUACGCCUGGGCCCCGAAGCCCUACCAUAAGUUUAUGGCAUUUAAGAGCUUCGGUGAACUGAUGCAUCGUCCGCUGUUGGUCGAUCUGACUGUCGAGGAGCAGACGCGAUUAAAGGUCAUCUACGGUUCGGCGGAAGGUUUCCACGCGGUCGAUCUUGAUUCGGCAACCGUUUACGAUAUCUAUCUUCCUAAGCAUACUCAGGGUCCAAUAUCGCCGCACUGUAUCGUCACGCUGCCGAACUCAAACGGUAUGCAGCUGCUGCUGUGCUACGACAACGAGGGUGUCUACGUCAACACGAUGGGUCGCGUAUCAAAGAACAUCGUGCUGCAGUGGGGCGAAAUGCCGACUUCCGUUGCCUACAUCGGCACUGGUCAAAUUAUGGGCUGGGGCAACAAAGCAAUCGAGAUCCGCUCGGUCGAAACCGGCCACCUGGACGGUGUGUUUAUGCACAAGAAGGCGCAGCGUCUCAAGUUCCUGUGUGAGCGGAACGAUAAGGUUUUCUUCAGCAGUGCCAAAGGCGGCUCGUCCUGUCAGAUCUACUUCAUGACGCUGAACAAACCGGGCAUGGCCAACUGGUAA
Molecule: messenger RNA, 4839 nt
Organism: Anopheles nili
Lineage: Eukaryota; Metazoa; Arthropoda; Insecta; Diptera; Culicidae
Gene: msn
Product: mitogen-activated protein kinase kinase kinase kinase 4
Exons: 18
Coding region: 1-4839 (1612 amino acids)
Biological process (GO): protein phosphorylation
Molecular function (GO): ATP binding; protein kinase activity
Source: RefSeq, a predicted model, not a curated record